GAAAGAAUUGAAUUUGUCAAGGAAUUUCUCAAGGUAACAGUUGGUGGUUUGCUUGAAUUUGUUUUUUCUUCGCUCGUUUGGUUCUCGUUUUGUUUGUUCGUUUUUCUUUACAUUCAAAGUACCACUGUUGACUACCAUUGCAGCUAUGCGUUAACAAUGUAUGUUACAGUGCACAUAUCUGACUGUUUUGUUCAUCUUGAUAAACAGACUCUGAUUGACAAGUUUGGCUGUAACGUUAAAGCAAGAGUUGGAAAGAUAAACAAAGCCUCAGAUGUAAGUGAACAUGAACAUUAAUUUUUUUUUUCCGUUUACUUAUCUUAACGUGUUUGAGACUUGGGAUACGACAAAGGAUUGCAAACCCUUUAAAAGCCAGUUUGAGAGAAUUGCCUGAAAAAUUUACCACAGUAUGUGUUUGGUCCAGAAGUCUUGUGCCAUCUUCCCACACGAACAGGUGCCGUGCAUAACGGGCGAUGUGGUCCCCUCCCAUUUUUUCUGUACUUGCGAUUGGUCACAUGUAUAUUUAAGUCGCGUUCUCAUCGGAUCCUUGUGUUAUUUUCUGUUGUUAUGAUUUAAAGCUGUUGUCACUCUGGUUCUUUUCCCACAACACUCAUUUGAAACGCCUUCUGUCACUAUUCGCUGUUUUUUGUAGGCACACUUGAGGGAUCCUGAAACAUUUGGUUUGAAAAAAGACCAAGGUAAACAAGUGGAGUCGGAAAGAAAGCCUAGCUCGUGGAGCGAUGAUGACAGUAACACUGUUAUGGACCAUGACGAUGAUAACAGUGUUGAUUUCAGUGAUGAUAUUGAUGUCGAUGAAAGUGACAUUGAUGGAAGUCAUUUUCCUUCGGAUGGUGAAAAAGACAUCAAUCCUAACGGUAUAUUAUAUAACGAUUUGGCCAUUCCAAAUUUGUUUCAAUAAGUCUAUCAACAGAUUUUCAUGAUUUAUGUAAGAAAUAAAUGUUUUGAACACAGAUGAACACUUUCUGUUUCUUUCAAAGCUGUCAGAGGUGAAAGAGAUCACAUCUCCUACAUACGUGUUUAAUUUUUGCAGCGUCUAAAGAACCCAUUAACGAAUAUGUUUAUAUGUUUUAUGCAAGAUAUUUCAUUUUGCAUAUGUCUCAUAUGCCCAAAAUUUAACCGCCGAAUAUUACCAACCAAUCCUCUUUUUUCUACAAUCUGUUUUUUUCUUUAUUUGAUUUCAUUGAUUCAUAGUUUUAUUUUUCUGUUCUACAGAAAAAGACUCUGCAGAAGAUUAUGGUGUAACAGGUUGGUAAUCACCAAAUAAACAUUUAUUUUAUUGAACUACCUCAAACUCAAAUCACUUCAACGAGAAUCAACGUUGAUUUAUAUUUUAGGCUUUUUUGUGCGAUAUGCAAAGUUACUUUCAUCUUAAGUGAAAUUACAAAAUAUCAGUUGUUUAAUAAGGAAAAAGUGUAGGAUGGGAAGGGGUAAACUAAAAUGAAAACAGAAUGGGCGGAGAACAAGAUUUGAAAGGUUGUGGUGAUUUUAGAGAAGUAGAAACUGCAACUCGCCUCUUGAAGUAAAUAAUCACCGAGAAAUGAGCUAAGUUAAUCUCUCUGUUUUCAGGACUCUUCUCCUGCCUUCACUUUCUCGUUUAUGAAAGCUGGAAUUUCUAUUCAUUUCUGGAGUUAAUUCUUGGAUAUGUGAAAGGAGACCAGUCGCUUAUCAACUCCUUUGACUGUCAUGGGCGCACGCCUCUUCAUUUAGCAGUGAAGUGGGGAAAUACAGGAGCUGCUAAACUAAUGGUAUACUUUUGAAUGUAACACAUGAUUUAUCCGCCUCUUUCUCCCCCUCUCGUCCGUCUAGCGUCCCUCUGGUAACUGGUUCACAAAUUAAAUAUCUGCUGUGCUCUGUAAAUUACGACGAGCUCCAGUACCCACGACAUCAAAGAUACAUUUUGAGGCGGGGAACUAGCCUACCUCUUUACGUUUCACUGUGUGUAACAAUUUAACAUGGUGAUAUGCUAAUGGGUCAUACUGUAUAGUUUUCGCUCCGGAGUGUCUCAUGGAUGACACAGAAACACCCAUACACCUUCCAUCUCUCACACUUUCUCGUGCGUAUAGAUCGAAAACAACGAUCCUAAGGCGUCUCGUCUCCUUAUCAAAGUCUUUACACUUGGUCUCGUAUGAAAUAUAGGUUAUGGGCAUCUUGGAAAUGACCUUUAACAAUUUGCCGACGUGAGAAGAUUGCCCUGUUGGUGAUGAUAUUUUUCUAACUUUAAUCCAGAUUGAGUAUGGUGCUGAUGUAAACAUAAAAUCGCUGAAUGUAAAAGAAGAUGGACUUUCGACGUCUUUGGUUCUGGCUGCAAGGUAAAGACAAUGGUGAUCUUUUAUGUAUGUCACAAAUCGGUCUUGGCGUAGAAAUUCCUUUCUUCCUAUUACCCCUAUUAUGAAUAAGAAGAAGGAAACCUCACACAUUUAUCCAUAAAAACGAUUUGUUUUGAAGCAUCCGAAAUAAUCAUGAAAUGAAUCAUGAAGUAUUGGUUUGUGUGAUAUGUGAUAACACUUCUGUUUUUUUUUAGGCCAGCAAACGUUUCUCUCGUCAUCCUUCAAGCCUUGUUAGAUGCUAAAGCAGAUCCAAAUGUUGCUGAUGACACUGGACGUACUGCUUUGUCAUGGGCAGUCACCAACCAACCUGGUAAGUACGUCUGUUUCUACUUAUUUUAAUCAGGUAAUCAAUCGAUCGAUUUAUCAUUUAACAAAUCAAUCAGUCCAUCCAUCAAUCAACCUAUCAAUCAACUUAUAAACUAACAGUCGAUCGAUUUAUCUGAAUUUAUCUAAAUUACGAGACCAUUUAAGAAUUGUCAGACAUAUUAAAUCCCUCUUAAAAAAAGUGUAAUUGUUAAUAAUUGUCUUGCUGUUCCAUCCGGAUUUUCGUCACAGACACCAACUCUACGCCUCUAAAGCUUUGCAGAGCAUUGCUUGAAGCUGACGCUGAAGUGAACACCGCAGACACUAAGAAGCGCUCUCCUCUUCAUUACUCUGUCAACUGCACCACUGGAGGCUUUGAGACACUCACGGAGGUGGAGGACUUGCUGAUCAAGUACGGAGCCAACACGGUGGCGCUGGAUUUACACGAAAGGAUUCCUCUUCAUUAUGGGUUUGUGAAAAUGGGCAACAGGUGAGCUGACUAGAGAAUGAAGGGUUGUAAGCUUGUUCCAACCUACAAUGGAGGUUAAAUGUCUUGGGACAAUUAACGCGAUACUACUAAAUUUUUAAUAAAUUAUACUUCUCCCCAAACAAUGUUGAAUUUUGUGCGCUUUGUAAACUUUACCAAGACGUGGUGAUUGUUUUGUUUUAUUUGUAAACUUUAUCAAGACCCACGGCUACGUAGACUCUUUUUGUUUUAUAUGACAAAAAAGCAAAAUGCUGUGAACGGUGAUGUCAUCUAUGUGUCAGUCCUCCAAUAGUUCAAUAUUCUUCGAAUUCCAAAACCAAACUUUUCAUGGUCACUAAAUGGCGUGCCAUGGGUAAUGUCCUUUGUUAGCUAUUGAAGUGCACCUUCUUUAACCAAACAUUAAAACAGUGUAAUUUAGUAUUAUCAACCGAGUCGAUAACGUAAAUUGGCCGCCGUAAAGGAUUUCGUUUCGACGUUACGAGCGUUAGCCCUUCGUUUUUUCGCUCUGAUGAAGGGCGAACGCUUGAAACGUCAGUUUUUAAACUCUUUACGGUGGCCAAUUUACGUUAUCAACUCAGUUGAUAACACCAAUUACCCUUUUGAGCAUGAAACCGUUCUGUAUGAAUGUAUUGAAUUUUUCUCUUUUUUUCUUCGGUUUUCACAGGCACACUGAUUAUAGUAUGUCCGAUCCAAUAUCUAUCGUGAGCCUGCUGUGUGAGGCAAUGGCUGAACAGGGAAAGGAUGUUAAGGCGCAAGUGAAUCAUCGCGAUAAGUUUGGGCAGACUCCGCUACACAGGGCAGCACUCAGAGGUGCAACGAUUUGCGCAUUAAAUCUACUUCAGGUAAAACAUCCCCUUGAAAUUUGUAAGCACUACAAUCAAGUUUUUCCGAAAAAAAAAUUAUGUUGGGGAGGCGGCAUUUGGAGAGAAGAAGGCCUUUUUUUGGGGGGUUUACACAUUGUAAACCUUUAGAAUCUAACACCGAAGUAUCGCUUUGACAUUAAUCUAUAAAAACUAGAUUCGGAGACAAAUUCUUGAAUAAGUGUUCAAAGUUUUGUGUUUUUCUUUUUUUUAUGCAAAAAUUACACAACAUAAUUUAAGGCUAACGCCAUAAUUUUUAGAUUCGUUUUUCUUCGACCUGCAAACUUACCUCUAGUGCUAGAGAAACUACAUAUUAUUAGUUUAGUCGGAUUGAAAUAUAACAAAAUUCGAAUAGUACACAAAAAAAGAUUAAGUAUGAUUGCGAAUGGAGGAGAAUGACGCGGAGAGCAGAGAAAUUUGUCCAAAAUACAUAAAGCCUGUUAUAGCUCCUUAUAGGAAAGAAUUUUGUUGUCUUUGUUUUUUCGCUCAAUUUUCACCGACCAGUUCACCCUCUCAAUCUGUUUGCGCUCGACCGGCUGACCGAGAAAAAUAAAGAAAAGCUGGAGACUCUUUUUGAUUGUUAACACAGAUCUAAUUUUUCUUGAACAAUGUAACAGGAUUGGUUGUCCUUGAUCAUCGAUUACACAAAUUAACGUUUGCCGUUUGGUUUUUCGUAGAAAGGAGCAUCUCUGGAGAUAAAAGACAACGACGGCAACACUGCUUUGUCGCUGGCUCUGCGCGAGAGUCAUGAUGGGUAAUAUGACUACUUCACUUCCUUAGUACUCGAUUGUUAUGUGUAAAAGUUCAACGUGAAUCCUAUGGGAUGUUGUGUUUUGGUCUUUUUCUGGUGAGCGGGGAAUGCGGAAGACUUAUGAAACAGUCAAGUUCGGUGCGACUUUGUUUUAGUGUUGUACUGAAUGUGGUAGGUGCGUCUUGAUCUUGAUUAUGUGAAUGUAGCUGCUUAAACAAGUGAAGUUAUGUCAUUCAGAUCUCCUCCUUAGUGCUGUAAAUAGGCCCACUUAUAUGUGUUUUCAUUGACAGCUUGAUGAAAAGGGGGGAUGGGGGGUUGGUGCUAGAUGGUAAGGUAUAGGAACUUAUGAGUAGAGAGGGUAAGCCUUUUAUUCUCGAUUGAACACCGGACUCUGAUUAAUGGCCGACAUCGAAAAAACACAAGGGUCAAAACUGCAAAACUCGGGUGAAAAAUGCCGGUUAUGUAUCGAGAGAUUAGAAUUGUAAGGGAAGAGAUUUUCGGAGGCAUAAGAUGAGAGAUAAAGAGCAGUGUAGGGGGUUGAUGGGGAAUGUGAUACAGGAAAGGUCCUACCAUUUUGAGCAAGUGCCUUUUAAUUAUAACCGCUUUAAGCCUAGGACGGUUUGUUUUGAAGGAAAACAACACUGCUGUACUGUACUUUGUAUUUAUCAGUAAUUUUAAUUAAAUGUCAUUACUUAACGGCAUGAAAGCUCAUUCACUCAGGAUCCCUCUUUUCUCUUUUAGCUGUGCCAUGAUGUUUAUGCAGAGUAACGCACCAGCAUCCUGUUCUGUUAUAAAGCCUCUUACUCCUCAGGACUGGAUAGACUAUGAAAAAGAGUGAGUCUUAUCCAGUGAAGUCGCAGUACAACGUUAGACGAUUCAAACAGAGCAAUAGCUAAUGCGGAGAAAACUACUUGAUACAUUCAUCCACUGAAAUCCACGCCGUUUACCUUUCGCUGCUACUAUUACAGAUCUGCUUUCCAAUGCGAGUUAAUGUUCUGACUACAAGGGGUAUUCUGCGCGAUGAUGUGGGUGCUCUAACGGGAUGAUCGUUGGACAUAAUUCACCUAACUUUGAGAGCCAAAAGAAGACUUCCCUUUUUAAGUCGUUUUUUUUUUUUUUAUUCUCAGGAAGGAAAAGUGUAAGUGGGUAUGGGAAAAUGUUGUUGACUUGAAGGAACCCAAACCUGACAUAAGGACAGCUUUCCGUGUUGUGGUUGACAACAACUGGCAAGGAAUCGCUUACUUGAUGCUUGAAGUGGCUGGUCUGGACUUUGUGGAAGCUAUACAGGUAAUGACGCGGAUUAAUAAAUCAUUACAGAGAAAAAUAAAGUUAUUGAGCAAAAAACGUAAACUUUUAAAGGUGGAGAAAAAAAUUUGGAGAUCCCAUGGGAAGUAGUCUCCAUUCGCCGCAAAAUUGUCUUUUUCGAGAGGCUACCGAGCAUAGUUUCACUCCAUAGUGGUAAUUGUGCUUAGUGUGCUUCAAAUAUUUUCUGCAGUGCGCUGGAGAAAACGCAUACAAACAGCUUUCUGUCUAGAGCGUUUACCACCUGGGAUGUGAAUUCUGGGUGCUCUUUAAUGCGACUUUGUCGUUGAGCCAUUUUAAGUAUUGCUUUUCACAAACUCAGUUUUGAUUAUUGAACAAAUUUAGCUCCCGAUUCAAGCGUGUUUGGGUUUUCUUUUCAGGCAACGCUGGAAUCCAACAAGCUGGACCUUGCGUGGACACUGCUCAGAAAACAGAGAAAAGAUGCGUCUCUACAGAAACUUGACAAGAAGGACCGCAACCUUCUGCAUUUGUUAGCUAUUCAUUCUGCAAAACUGUGGACACAGGUGGUGGAAGAGGUAUGUAGACAAAAUUGUACACGUCGCCUGAAUUGUCAAGAACAUCUUUAUUACUGCACUUGACGUUUAGUUUUAGAUAGAAAAUUCAGGUAAUUUGAUUUUCUUAUCCCUGCAUCCCGCCUUCUUCACGACCCAUAAGGCUGCAGUCUGAGAACAUGGUAGUCGUUUUAUAACUGUAUUGUAAAUAAGUGUCGUAAAAAACUACUUUUUCUUCAUACAAGGAGGGGAGGUUCAGUACUACGCCCCCCAACCCCCCCCCCCUUUACUUUGCCCUUUCCCUUUGAAGCUUGAGGCAUGUCGCAUGGCAAAUUUCUCGUAAACACUUCCGGUCGAUGUACUUGAUAUUUAUCGAAUUUUAAUCUUAUAACUCUAAUGACUGAGAGCAGCUACUUACAGUAAGUGUCCUGUUUUCCUCCAGAUGACCAAUUAUCUUGUUCGAAGGGGAGUCCCUGCUGAUGCUGUUGAUUCGCAAGGCGCGACACCUUUGCAUUACGCGGCAUGUAAUCACAACUUGGCCUUCUGCAGGUUUUUGUGGGGUAUGGUUGCUUUGUGUUUUUUUGUAUAUUUCUUGUGUUAUUUGCAAGAAAAACAGUGCAGCAUCCGUAGAUGUUAAAUUUCAUGAAAGAAACUUAUGAAAUAGAAUUUAAAGUCAUUUGCUACAAGUGCAAGAGAAAAAGCUAAGCUUCGCGAGUGUUUUGAAUUCCCGUUGACUAUGAUAAUAAUAGACGUUAUUUGAUGAUGAACGUUACCUGUAGGAAACAAGUCGAAUCCUUGAUAAGUGUGUUCUUUCAAACCUAUCAGCACUGUAUGUUUUACCCAAGUUCUGUCUUGAUAACGAAUCUUUCGAUAUCGCAAUUACCAAUUUUCUUCUCUUACUUUUCUGACUUAACCGCAUGCAAUACAGCCAGCUUAAUUUGGCUACUUUUAUUUCGACAAUCUACCUUUGUCAGCCCGUUGCACGGAGAUGUAAGCAUCUGACACUGUUCAUAAUUUGUAGCCUGUGUUGAUCAAUGUAACCAUGUAACAUUUACCUUUCAAAUGGUUCCUUAAACUCCGUUUCAAAUUAAAAAACUUCUGCAAAUUUUGUAUUGAUAACGGUUUUCGUUGUUGCCUUAAUGUACUUUAGAACAUUCUCCUUCUUCUGUGGACGUAGCCGACAAUGAUGGUGUGACUCCAUUUGCCGCCGUGUUCUCCAAAACAGACACUGGAAUCAUAACACUUGUUGAGUAAGUCCUUACGGAAUGUCAGUGUUAACCUAAACAUCAUGACAAACUAAGAGAAAGUACAUUCACUUGGAAAAGAGCCAAACGAAGAAGAAGUACUUGUAACUAUGCAUGAUCAUGAUUUUAUAGACAUUUUUGUGAAUUAUAUUCUCUUUGCAAGGUUCUUUGUGAGCCCAUCAACGUGUAAUGUGAAGAAUUUGGAUGUGUGUUACAAAGUCAGGGAUAACAAUGAAGGAGACAGCGGCGACACCACAACUCCUUUGAUAGAGGCUGCAGUGUCACUCAGUGAGAAAGUUGUUGUUGAUCUGCUGAGACAUGGAGCUUCCGUCAAUUUUCCCAAGGUAACUUCCUUCAUGUUUCGUACCUUUUCCUUAAAACAAAUGCAGAACAAUGCGAGCAACUGUGGCCACCGACUUUUCGUGUGUUGAAAAAUAAGUGAAAAAGACACUAUCGUGUAGAAAACGGUGUAGGGUUUAACGAACUUCGUCAGAGCUCGUCUACUGUUCUACGGGUAUGCCACGUAUAUUUCGAGCGAAAUAUGGUGACCUUGUCUUAGAAUUUGCGAGCCAGCCUGGUCAAGACGCGCGUAAUUCGAACUAUCACUAACUAUCAUUCGCCAUUUUGAGAACGACAGUUCGUUGUUGUCUGAACAUCAAUUCAAAUAACUCUCGUAGAAAUUUCUUUAUUCGGAAACGAAAGUUCUAUAGGUCUUCGUGCACAGCAAUCAUUCCCCUGGAAUAAAAUUCAUUUCUUUUUCCAAACUUUAACUUUACUGAUCGCGCGUCAAAGCCUUGCAGCACAGAUGAAAGCGAGAAAUGAUGUCAUGAGAGGUCGUCUAGGUUUUAGAAAGCGUUAUUCUUUCUUUUUUUGGAUAAGAAGCAGUUUCGCGUUUAAAGUUAAUUGACUGACGACACUAAUUCACGGCAUUGUUUCUAUUUCAGCACAAUGGUCGCACAGCAGUCAUGGAAGCUGUACGUAACAACACGGUUGACAUGGUGAAAGUACUGAUGUUUGGCACAGAUGACAGGACCAUUUGGGCGACAAAAGAGACAACUGAUGUUGAUCUCGCGUUACAAGAUGAAGACGGGAAGUCUGUUAUACAUCAUUGUGUCAACAACAGAAAGGUAAUGCAGAUCUUGUGACUAACUUAGUUCUGUUUGGCAGCCUUACUGCCUGCUUGCUUCCUCCCUUUGUUCUCCGUCCAUUCGUCUGGCUGCCUGCUUGCUUGCCUUUAUGUCCCUCUGCCUGUUUGCCUGUAUGUCUGUCUGCCUGCUUGCCUGUAUGUCUGUCUGUCUGCUUGCCUAUAUGUCUGUCUGCAUGCGUGCCUGCAUGUCUGCCUGCCUGCUUCUAUGUCUACCUGCUUUCCUGUAUGCCUGCCUCCUUGCUUGCCUGUAUGUCUGCCUGCCUGCUUGCCUGUAUGUCUGCCUGCUUGCCUGUAUGUCUGCCUGCCUGUAUGCCUGCCUGCCUGCCUGCCUGCCUGCUUGCCUGUCUGUCUGCCUGCCUAUGUCUGCCUGCCUGCCUGCCUGUAUGUCUGCCUGCCUGCCUGCCUGUAUGUCUGCCUGCCUGCCUGCUUGCCUGUAUGUCUGCCUGCCUGCUUGCCUGUAUGUCUGCCUGCCUACUUGCCUGUAUUUCUGCCUGCCUACUUGCCUAUGUCUUGCCUGUAUGUCUGCCUGCCUGCUUGCCUGUCUGUCUGCCUGCUUUCCUGUAUGUCUGCCUGCCUUCUUGCCUGUAUGUCUGCUUGCCUGCUUGCCUGUAUGUCUGCCUACGUCCUUGCCUGUAUGUGUGUCUGCUCGCCUGCCUGCCUGUAUGUCUGCCUCCCUGCUUGUCUGUAAGUCUUUCUACCCGUAUGUCUGUCUGUCGGUCGGUCUGUCUGUGUCUUAUCCAUCUGUCUGUCUGUUUAUCUGUCUUUGUUUGACUUUUUCUUUAGAAUAGAAUGUUCAAGAGGAAAAUUGUUUUGGUAACUUUGUGUCUGUAAGGCAAGCUGGAGUGACAAGAAUGGGUUAGUCAAAAAUUACUUUUAACUAUUAACUUGCGACUUUUCUAUUUAUUGGUAGUAUGGAUCGGCAGAAAAUGUUGAUUUACUAAGAUUUCUGGCCGGCUUUGACGCACCACUUGCACUUAGAGACUCUGAGGGUCAUACACCUUUGUACUACGCUAAACGACAGGGGUCUGGAGUCAUGAGAAAAGUAUUGGAAGAACUUCUUCGAGAAGAGGAGGCUCGUAAGGUGAGUAUUCACCCUUUUUUGUGUGGUAAAAAUUGCUUAUUUAGUCGCCCUCCUCUCAAUAACGCUGGUAAGAUCAAAGAAGCUUAGGGUGAGCAAAAACACACCCUCCCUAUCCUGGCUAGCCCUGAAUCAAACUUGACGGUUAGCGAGCGAACCACGAGCGCCCUAGUAAAAUGCUGUAACACAAGCUUUCUUAAACAACGAAUUUUAUUCCGUAAGCACUAGAUCUGUCUGUAACUUUCUAGCAGGCAAAAAACGUGUAAAUCUUUAAGGUAACCCCUCAGUUCGGGAAAAGUCAUGAUAUGUCGAAGGAACCGAGGAGGGAACAAGUCGUCGCUAACAGGGUAAAAAAGGGACCUACAGAAAAUUGUAUGCCGAGUAACUGCCAAAGAGGGGAAGUCGUAAGAAUAUUACGGAGCCUUAGGGUUGGUAAAUUUUAUAAUAGCAAAACAAAACCCACCCCCCCCUUAUGAUAUCUACUGAAUGGUCCCUUACACCUUACAUUUGAACAGGACACAGAGGAGCCAAUGGAAGUUGACUCGGGAUUUACUUUUGUCACGUCCAGCGAUGAUUUGUGGGAAGGUCCAACACCGAACCCGAAAGCUGAUGCAGAAAACAUGCUCCAAGAAGCCAAAAGACAAGAAAAGCCUGCUGAUGAUGACGACGACGAUGAAGUUGGUGUAGACCCAGCUUUCAGAAUGGAGGGCGCAGGGUAAGUAAUUUUUGAUGAAUUUUUAAAACCUCUUUAAGAGUCAUGGCGAAAUUAUAACAGUUUGUAUGGGAAUAUUUACGUAUUUUUUCUCAAUAACAAUACCCCACCUUACUUCCACAGUGCAUCGCUUGUUCUCUGACCGCUUACUUUGUUGAAAAGAACCCAUUUUAAGCGGUCAGAUAACGAGCGAUGCACUGCGGAAGUAAGGUGAGGUAAUUUUAUUGAAUUCGACUGUAUUUUUUUAUUCCUAAGAGAGGUCGUAAAUAUUCCCAUACAAACUCUUCUAAUUUCGCCAUAACUCUCAUUUCGCAAGAUGAUCAUCUUACAGCUGGAGCUUGGGCUGCCUGUGGUUGGAUCAACGUCAUACUGGGAUUUAGCUGCAAUGUUACACUUCUGAUUAGCAGAGAGCUCGAAAGUAAACAAAACUUAAGAUUUAGUCAAAAAAAUGUAUAAAAAAGUAAAAGAAUAAUAAAAGAAUUGUCUCUCUGCUAAGGUUAAAUCCUAAUUCUUUAAUCUUCUUCCUCGCGUAGAUUUUUUCAAUACUCGACAACGUCUAGCGCGUAAAGCAUUUCUUGCUUUGAAAACUGUUUUCCUCAUCUUAAAUAGGAAUAAACAAUUCGUAGUUAGUAGUCAAGGCAUACAUAUUUCACAAAGUUACAUUUCCUGAGUGUUUGUUUGUUUGUUUUUCAGGAAAGUUUAUGUCGACCCUGAAACAAAUAUCCCUUACAACAUUCUCAUGUCCAAAGUAGAUGUCAAGUAUGGAAUGUUCGGAUUAAAUAACUUCUACAAGAUGCAGGUCAGAUAACCAUUUUGAUAUUUAUUGGUAGGCAUGGCUGUUUAUUCGCAAGUCUUAGAUCGUGCAUUUUGGCACGAAUGAAAGCUUAUUUCUAUUCCAACUGAGACAAAUUGCAAGAUGCUAGGAAUAAAUAUGAAGAGGUUGAUAUUUAUGAUUCGGUCGCUGCUCACGCUCCGUACGUCAAUACAAUCACUUUAUUGAUUUUCCCAAGUGGGUUUUUCAAAAUCAAUUUACAAAGUAAAAUGUAGGAUCUAUCUAUUUACAAUUUAAAAAUAUUAUUAUUAAUAAAAAUCUAGUUCAAAAGUUAAAAGGUUUAACUAUCAAAACAUCUACAUUUAGAUAUCGAUAAUUAUAUACGCUUUAGGGUGUUAAAAUAUAUUAUCUAGCUGGCCUCUUUUAGUUCACAUUUUGCCUUUUGUUUAAAUUGUGCUGGUGAUUUCGAAUUCCUUGUUUCGGUCGUUAGAGUGUUCCAUGUCUAGAUAGCUCUAAACUCAUAAAAAAAAAAUACAUGCUGAGUGGUAGCUAUCCUACACCUCGGCACUCUAAGCUGGUCUUUCGGUCUAGUUUAGUGUUUAUGAAUGUACGAGUUUUUGACUAGAUUGGAGCUCAGAUAUGUUGAGCUAGCCCGUUGCAACAUUUAUAACAUUGUGACAUCCCGAAGGCUUAGCAACUUUUCAAUAGUAAGCCGCCCAAGUUCUUUAAGGACUGGCGUUAUGUAGUCACACUUUCUAGUGUUUGUCAAAAUGUGUGCUGCAAAGUUUUGCAUUAGCUGCAACUUGUGAAGAUUGUUCUUCGAUGUUCCGGCCCAGACAGUGGAACAGGAAAACAGUUUGCUAAGUACCAAUGAGUUCAAAAUUGUGUGUAGUACUUCUCGAGAGAAAAGCUGUCGUACUCUAUUAAUUUGACAUAGUAUAGAAAACAAAGAGGAGCCAAGUUUAGAUAUAUGAUCAUUAAAUGACAUGUUUGAUUCAAGUAUAAUGGCUAAGUCCUUUACGUGUGGUACAGGGGUAAGUUCUACAAGUGAAGACACGACGUCAUGACAUUAAGCCAAAUAUUUUCCUUUCCGGUGUAGCCGUCUUUCUCAGUCAAUUAGUACACAUUAAUCACGAAAUAUUCAUUUUCGAUUUCAGAUUAUCUACCACAAAGCUAAGGAGUUGUGGGUGUUAUUUAAUCGCUGGGGGCGUGUUGGAGACAAUGGACAACAUCAGAGAACACCGUAUAAUGACGCACGCAUGGCUACGGCCGAGUUUAAAAAGAUUUUCAAGAGCAAGACUGGAAACGAGUGGGAAAACAAAGACGAGUAAGGCGAUUUGUUGAACUUUAAGCCACGAAGGCUUCAAAACAAGAGCUCUAAUGCAAACACACAAACAGCAGUCUAACUUUCUUUACCGCUCGCUCUCUACUCGCCAAGCUCCCGGAUAUACUUGUCCUUAAUACGAUUCCGCCAGCUUUGUAUACUACAGUCCUUAAUUCUCUUCCGUUACAAGUCGUGAGGUUCAGAGAAAAAGUUAUUGGAAGUCAAAAUUAAGUCUUGAACAAAAAAACAACCAUUCUUGUCGUCAACACAAUGGUUAUUCGUUUUUCAGUUGCUGGUCUCUGUAGACAGCAAAUUUUAUUCGCCAAGAUUUCCCUUAAUCCCUUUUUCUCCUCAUUCGAGUGCCAACAGAAGAGCUGAACGAAUGACCAAAAGGAAAACGAAGUGACCUUUUGAAAAGCAGAAACAGAACACUCGCCCUUUGGACCAAAGAAAAAUUUGAUUUUACUUUUUGUGUUGCGCUUUUUCGUUUUCUUGUUUCAAUUUUCAUUUUUUUACCUCCUAUUCUUCAGUCUUCUUUCUCGUUGAAUUUAAGGCAGUGUUUAGCACUGUAAACCACUUGUUUAAUUCAGGCGUGAGAGAAAUGUCAUGGUUUUGUGGCUCUUUCCACAGAUUUCAGAAAAAACCUAAGAAGUAUGCCUUGGUGAUGCCAGAAAAGAAUCCUGAGAACAAACGACAGCAAGUGAGCGAGGUUCUAAAACCACUUGAGCUGACUAAGUGUCCUGCAUCACGCCUGAGUAAAGAGCUACAGUCGUUCAUGAAGAACAUUGUAAGUAGCUGAUAUACUUCUAUUAAAUCACUUCCAAUAGAGAUGUUUCAAAACGUUAAAUAACGUAUGGAUAUUAUGGGCUGCAAUUUUAAACUUUCAGUUAUACUUUUCUUUUCAUUCAGACCGAUGUUGCGUUGCUUAAGUCCUCAAUGGAUUACGGUUCGUUUAGACUCGAUCUCGACUACAUGCCAUUUGGAAGACUCUCCAACGAAACUAUCGAGAAGGCUCGUGAAAUACUUAGAGAAAUUAAGUAAGUAACUAAAGAGCAGAUAUAUAGAUAGCAGUUUUUAUCGAAAGGAUAGAAAGCAAGCAUAAUACUGGCGUUAAGGUGCCUUGACGUUUAAGCGACAAGAGUAGCCAUUGUGUAUUAUCUACCUACAAUAUACUACUUUGUAAACAGAAUGAGAAAGAUAGUAAGUUUUGAGAUUGGUGACGAAACAGAGAAAGAUGUUUUUCGUCUUGUCACGAGCGUGCGGCAAAGAAAGCAUCCGUAGUCUCCGUGAGAAAUCGAACCUCAGACAAGACGAAAAACAUCUCCUCCAAUAUACCACAUUGUUAAGUACACCAGUUAUGAGAUAAAAGUAAAAAAUCUGUGAGGCGAUGUGGUUUGGAGUAAACCAGGGGUUUUAAUGAUUUUUCUUGGACCCGGAAAAGGGUUCGUGGGGCGAAACCCUAACACGAGACCCUGCUCGCAAGCUAAACAGGCAGCGGCAGGAGGACUUAUGGGCAGUGGUAGACCACCCGUAACCGACUUUUAUUAAAACCCCUGAUUACACUUAAAAUUCUCACAACUAACAUCAUGCUAAAUAUACGAAGGAUAGCGAAGAGGAUUCGUUUUAUGGUCUAAAACGUGAAAGUUGUGACGACUUCCGUGCUUCCUCGGCAAGUUAUGUUUAGAACGUGGUUUUCUCUUUUUCUCUUUGCAGAACUAUUGUGGACACCAUUGACAGAUAUAAUCUGGAAGGAACAGAAGAGAAAUUUGAAAAGGUACAAUGUUCUAACCUUAAAUUCUGAAAGUGCUCGCCAUACGUCAAUACUGGAAGGCUGGAUCAUUCAAUUAGAAAAUGGAUAGGCAUUUUGUUUGUUACGUGGUUCCUCUAAGCCUUAGCAUAAACGUAAGCAGAAGGCUAAACAUAAUUUAUUGCUGACUUUCCUCUCUGUUUUCAGGUUGCCGAGCUUAGUAACACAUAUUAUAUGUUGAUGCCAAUGGCAAGGUAUACAUAUGAACGGAUAAAACCGCUGAAUGAAGCUUCAGACAUCGAGACUCACCUGACUGCUCUUUACAAUUUGACUGAACUGGCUCUUGCCAGCAAGAUCUUGCUAGGUGCACAAUAUAAGACUAAAGGUAUGAUGAGGUUUUGCAGGCAAUUUUUGAAAUUACGUUCUUAACCCUUUACACCCUAAAAUUAGUCUGCGUAUUCUCCAUUCUUUAUACAUUUGCUAAGGUGCUGAGAAGGAGAAUUCUUUUAGCAAUAAUGGCUUGGCAACUUCGAAUAUUCAAUUACUCGAUACCAGAGCAACUGAAGAAUUAAUUAUGCCGGUGCUGUUUCCCUCCAAAAAACAGAUGCUAAGUUUUUAGGUUCGUUUCAUAGAAAGACUUCCUAUUUGGAGGGAAAGUUACGAUUUUUGUGCAAAAAUGAAAUGAGUGGAUGGAAAUACUUCGCUUUGUUCUUUCAGAGAUAAAUCCGUUGGAUUACGUGUACAAAUCCCUUGGAUGUCGCAUAGAAUUGUUGGAUCCAACCUCUGAUGAAUGUCAGCUUAUACUGGAGUACAUACAUAACUCACGUAAGUUACAAUAUUAGUUAUGCUUUAUCUUUACCCUUUAGGUGAGUUUGCUUUAAGUUCCUUUACUUUAGGACAAACGGACCGUUAGAACUGAAACAAAAUUUGUUUUUAAUUCAGGUGGUUGUCAAAGCUUUGAAGUUAACGGUAUUUUCAGGGUCUCUCGUUCUGGAGAGGCCGACCGAUUUGAAUCCUGUGGAGUGCCUGGUAACCACCGCCUGCUAUGGCAUGGCACUAAUACAGUCAACAUGAUAGGGAUCCUAAAACAAGGCCUCAGAAUUGCUCCUCCAGAGGCUUCCCGCUCAGGGUGGUCCUUGGGAAAGGUUUGUAAAUGAGGUUCAUUCAAAAACGGUACACUUAAAAAUUGCGUUGCUACGCACGACGAUGUAAAUUCGCUCAGUUUACAGCUGAAUAUGCACUGUGGACUAUCUAGCUGUCUGAAAAUCUCGAAAUGAGUGGCCCCUUAAAAGAAACGCCUUUGAAACGCUUUUGACUUCAAAAACAAUUUCCUUGUAUUUUAAAAUUCAAGUGUAACGGUGUAAUGUGUAGUCUCCAUAUUGUAACGGAAUUACAAAAUAUAAAAAGGGGGUCAGUGCGCUGUUCAGUUAAGUCGUUGACUAGAACCUAAGCAAUAUCAAUCCGAACGAAGGAAGCAUUUCAAGAAAGUGAACUAAAUAGAGACUUUAUAAAGCGCUAGAAAACACGAGUGACCUAGACGCAAUGAAAUCCAGUUUUACAUGCGACUGGUUAAGAGUGGCGCGAGUUUUCCAUACCAGUAAUAGACAAAGUAAUUGAGAACCAAGCAAUACGGAUUACCCAAGUUAGCUGUAAUUUUUUUCAAAAUUAAUGUCGAUCGUGUUACCCUUUGCUGCAGGGAAUCUACACAUCUGACAGCCUGGACAAGAGUAUGGGUUACGUGAGUCGUAGAAGAGAUGGGGCUGCAUUUGUCUUUCUUUGUGAGGUGAGUUUGCCAGACUUCGAAGGGACCGUGCAGAGGGAGAUGAAACGAGGGGAGGGGGGGGGGGGACUUCUCUCCCCUUCCCACCUCACUACUGUGUAGUUAUGGAAACAAAAGAUCGUGACAUUGUUUAGAUAUUAAAUUUUAUUGAAAAGAGCCAUUUUCCUUACAAACCAAAUCUCCCACGGUUUCUUCAGGUUGCCCUUGGUAACGUGAAAAGCGUAGACGAUCGUGAUUAUUACGAGACUGCGCCCGAAGGAUUUGACAGCGUGUUAUUGGCCAGCAGAGAGGUCCCGGAUCCAAGCGAAGAUGUCACCACUCCAUACGGUGCUGUAGUCCCUGCAGGAGUGCGUAUCACGCAGAACAAGGAAAUUUAUAAUAGCCAUAGCGAGUAUGUUGUGUACAAGGAGUCCCAAGUCUUGAUUCGUUACAUAGUGCAACUGAAGACUACACGACGGACUUAUCAGUCAUACAGAUAUCGAUUUUAAAACCAAGAGUAUCUUUUCUGGGAUAAAACCGCAUCGAGCAACAUGACAUAUAUCUAGCGUAAGAGAAGCAAUGGGGUAAUCUUAAAUUACUAAAGGGGGACAACGUUUUUAAGAAACUGUGGUGCUCCCUCGGCGAGGGAUAUUAAAAGGUAAUUAGGCUUUAUCAACUGAAUUGAUACUGUAAAUUGGCUACUGUAAAGAGUUUUUUUUAAAGCUGGCUAAUUUGCUUUCAUCUCUGAAAGUUAUAACUUCAGCCUUUUUGUUCGGUUAAGUGUCAAUUUUAGCUUUUCAUUCUUUGGCGAUAUAUUUACCCCAAUUGUCAAUCGAGUCUGUCAUCUUUCUUCGGUUUUUGAAACCACUGACUAGGCUCGUCCUCUUCCCGAAACAAACUCUAUCUAAAUAUAUUAAUCCUUAAGUUUUAUCAACACAUUAUCCUAAACCAAGUAGUUCUUGUGUCAUUGUGCUGCUUUUUAAAGAACAGUUCAUUGACAAAGGAUUAUUAUACCUUAGAUUUCUCCUCUAAAGUGUCGUAAAUCAGUCAUUCAAAGCAUUCCCUUUUACCUUUCAGUUUCGAAUAUUAGACGUUGAGCCCAUUAAGGAAAGCAGAAUUCAACUCAUAGUUUUUAUGAUUUCACUUUAUGUUUUAAGAUCUUCAGUAAUAACUUUUAGAAUUUAGUUGGUGGUCUUCAAUGAAAAUAGAAUGGUAUAUAAUUUUACAUGAAUCUCAACAAUUGUAGCAAACUUACGAGCUGAGCAAAAUAAGCAUUUGAUCUCCGAGACCCAUAAUGCAGGUGAUCAAAAAUUGAUAUUUAAAAAGAUUUUGAUUGUUCUUCGUGGAAAGCGCAAUAAUUAUUUAGUAUUAUCGAUUGCCUCACGAUGUAGUCACUUUUGGGAUGACACUGUGACACUGUUAGAGAUACAAUCCGACAGUAAGAUUUAUAAUUAGGUACUUAUUUUACCAAGUUAUGUGAGUCAGAAUCUCUUGUUUUUCCUUUUUUGGCUUUAUUGUUAUCAUUAUUUUUUUUUAUAUCUUUAGUGCUCUGUUUUAGCGUAUUUACAAUUGUGUUUCUUA
Pocillopora meandrina is the source of this 17924-nucleotide messenger RNA. NCBI's taxonomy places the organism in Eukaryota, Metazoa, Cnidaria, Anthozoa, Scleractinia, Pocilloporidae. The record is from the annotation of a GenBank genome assembly.